AUGGUGAACGGGAGCGUCAAAGUUUACGUCGCGUGCACUUCAGUGUUGUACAUCAAGUUCCUGACCGCCACGAUGAUUCAAGGGGCCAGGAAGUUCGCCACGGGUAGUCGUCCUCCCGAGGACAUGAAGAUCUGCUCAUCCAAGCGCAAGCAGUCUUUCGGUAUUGAGAAUGACAAUGACAAUGACACCAGGACGCUCGAGGCAGAGAAACGCUGGGAAAGUAUCGUCACGAACGAUUUGGAGGCCAUUCCGCUAGGCCUUUUCGUCUUCGGCGCAGGAAUCAUGGCUGGGGCCAACUCCAAAGUUCACUUCCGCGCGAUGAUCGCCUUCACGGCGGCACGUUGCCUGCACACGUACGCGUUUGCGUAUGCGAAACAACCCAUGCGUUCGCUGUGUCACGGAGUCGGUGUGGUAGCGACUUUAGUUGGACUGGGCAACGCCGUGAGUGCCAUCCUCUAA
Messenger RNA from Phytophthora nicotianae INRA-310, 459 nucleotides. RefSeq lists its product as hypothetical. The transcript has a single exon. Lineage: Eukaryota; Oomycota; Peronosporomycetes; Peronosporales; Peronosporaceae. The record is from RefSeq and is a predicted model, not a curated record. Gene Ontology annotation, cellular component: membrane. Bases 1 to 459 code for a protein of 152 amino acids.